AUGGCAUGGAGAAGUAGUGGAAACACAAAUAAAGAGCUCGUUAAUAACUUGAUUAAAAAUGCUAUUAUUCAAACAGAACGAGUAAAAAACGCAAUGUUGGCCGUGGAUCGCGGAGAUUUCACACAGACCUGCCCUUAUGAGGAUCGCCCACAAAGCAUUGGGUAUAAUGCAACAAUAUCUGCGCCUCAUAUGCAUGCUGCCGCUCUAGAAUUUCUCAAUGAUCACUUAAAAGAAGGAGCAAAAGUGCUUGACGUUGGAUGUGGAAGUGGGUAUCUGACAACCUGCAUGGCCUUAAUGGUCGGCAGUACUGGAUCAGUCAUCGGUAUUGAUCAUAUCAAUGAACUUGUGAACGAAUCAAUUCGAAAUGUAAAGAAACAUCACAUUAAUCUUCUGGAUAACGGAAAUAUUACUUUUAUCACGGGAGAUGGGAGAAUGGGAUAUUGUGCAAAAGCACCCUAUGACGCUAUUCACGUCGGAGCUGCUUCAAAAGGCUUGCCACAAGAGCUUGUCGAUCAACUUGCGGAAGGAGGUCGAAUGAUGAUUCCAGUUGAACUAUCAUCUGGAAAUCAGGUUUUCACUCAAGUUGACAAGCAUAUUGGCGGAAGAGUAACGGAAAGUGUCGUUGAACAUGUUAUAUACGUGCCUUUGACAAGUCGCGACGAGCAGCUUAAAAGGAACCUAAAUUGGUAA
Messenger RNA from Caenorhabditis bovis, 690 nucleotides. The record is from the annotation of a GenBank genome assembly. NCBI's taxonomy places the organism in Eukaryota, Metazoa, Nematoda, Chromadorea, Rhabditida, Rhabditidae.